Molecule: messenger RNA, 1473 nt
Organism: Scylla paramamosain (green mud crab)
Lineage: Eukaryota; Metazoa; Arthropoda; Malacostraca; Decapoda; Portunidae
Product: selenoprotein F-like
Exons: 5
Cellular component (GO): endoplasmic reticulum lumen
Molecular function (GO): oxidoreductase activity
Source: RefSeq, a predicted model, not a curated record
UAUUAGUACUCGUCUGUUUCAACUCCCAGCCUGACAGAAUUUAUUUAUUUAUUUAUUUUUCUUUUUUUCUUUUUGUGUGUGUAACCACGCCUACACAGUGGCUGCCAAGGCUUACACAUGAGUUAAACCUUCUUUAGUUAGUAAUGAGGAAGACCUGGGCUCUAGCAGUGGACACCGGAAGGCAGCAGUGGGUGAAAACAAGCAAAAUAAAGAAAAGUUCGGCUGUGAGAAGGUGCUAGACAGCCAGCCAUAGUGACCAGGAGGCAGGAAGGAAGAUCACCACCACAGGGAAAAUGUCCCUCGUUGAGUCCAUCACACCAGAUCUGAGUGCCAGUGAGUGUCUGGCCUUGGGUUUGAAUCGGGACAACCUAAUGUGCUCCUCUUGUGACACCCUCAAGGAGUUCAAUCUGGAAGUGUUGGAGCCCAACUGCCGCCAUUGCUGUACUGUGGAUGAUGUUAAUGCCGUGCCAAGCAAGUACCCACGAGCACAGCUUGAAGUGUGUGGGUGACGACUGGGGGCCUUCCCGCAGGUUCAGGCAUUCGUCAAGAGUGACCGACCUGCGGCCUUCCCAAACCUCACCAUCAAGUAUGUGAGGGGUGCUGAUCCCGUCAUUAAGCUGAUGGACGAGGAUGGUGAUGUGAUGGAGACUCUCGCCAUUGACAAGUGGAACACCGACUCAGUGGAGGAGUUCCUCAACACCUACCUACUCCCUCCUUCUGACUCCUCAGACCGAAAGUUUAAUGAGGUGUAGGACUUUCCCUGAACACCUUUUUACAUUUCCAUACUGUAGCAGUUCAUAUGUCAGGUUAGGUCUUGAGUGGCUUUGGUCAGCUUCCCCACACAGUAUUUUGACUUCCAGUGUGAAUGUGUUUGUGUGUGUGUGAGAGAGAGAGAGAAGGGGGGUGAUUAGUAAAUUGACUGUUAAAUAUCCUUGAAACUGUUUUACCAUGAAUAUUGACUUUUUAGGGUCUAAGUAUUUGUUGUUUCAUAGCAAUUAACAGAUCUUUGUUUUAGAAAUUAGAAAGAUUGGCCUACUUAAUUGCCAAAGGUGCAAUCACAUUAGGAAGAGACAAAUUUAGGAUUGUAAGUUGAUGAUCACAGGGCUGUAAGGUGUGAUAAUGCAGCUUAGGAUAUGAAUGGUAAAUGUAUGGAAGAAUGACAAUUUUCACAUGUAAUUUAGUCUAAAAAAAGUUAAACUAAUUUGACUGAGGGUCUGUUUUGUGUGUGCAUGUGUGAUGAAGGGCCACAUGUUUCUGUACUUGUUUCCUUGGGGUUGGAGAGGAGAGAGGAGAGUGGCAGGAUCACUUUGGCUUGAGGCAGAGGACUUAUGAAGCUUUUAGCCUUAAACCUCAUUCUGGUGGGCUGUAGUGGAACAUUUCUCAGUCCUCCCUCAAGCUAGUGUGAUCCCUGCCAUAUCUCCUCCCUUCCUCUCAUUUCCCUGUGCACUAUGAGAAAUAUAUUAAUAUCUUUUA